AUGCCAUUAGAGUUGUCUUUAGAUAAUGAAGCAGAUGACUCGGAUGCUGAGUUCGUCGAAAUUGAUCCCUCCGGUCGUUAUGGGCGUUACAAUGAAGUGCUAGGGAAAGGUGCUUGCAAAAAUAUAUACAGAGCAUUUGAUGAAUUGGAAGGAAUUGAAGUAGCUUGGAACCAAAUAAAGGUUUCUGAUUUUGUGAGGAACCCUGAAGAGUUGGAGCAUUUAUACUCCGAAGUUCAUUUGCUCAAAACACUUAAGCACAAGAACAUUAACAAGUUCUACAACUCUUGGUUUGAUACGAAGAAUGAGCAUAUCAACAUCAUCACCGAGAUUUUUACAUCCGGGACAUUACGACAGUACCGCAAGAAGCAUACACAUGUGGAUUUGAGAGUAUUGAAGAAUUGGUCCAAACAAAUACUAGAAGGACUAGUGUAUCUUCAUAGUCACAACCCUCCAAUAAUUCAUCGUGACCUUAAGUGUGAAAACAUUUUUGUUAAUGGAAAUCAAGGAGAGGUAAAGAUAGGUGAUGUUGGACUAGCUGUGAUUCUUCGCCAAGCUCAUUCUGCUUACAGUGUGAUUGGAACUCUGGAGUUUAUGGCACCAGAGCUUUAUGAAAAGGAUUACAACGAACUGGUAGAUAUAUAUGCGUUUGGGAUGUGCCUACUUGAAUUGGUGACUUUUGAGUAUCCAUAUGUUGAAUGCGCCAAUGCUGCUGAAAUAUAUAGGAAAGUGACAUCAGUGUCAUCAAUUAGUUCAUCAAUGAAUUACGGGUCUGAUAGAGCUCAUUUUUUAAGUUUGCAUAGCUUGAAACUAGAUAACUUAAUUACUGUUUACCUUACGCAUCCGUUGGGCACUGCCAUUGAGUUGAAAGAUUGUUAA
This is a messenger RNA of Erigeron canadensis, 876 nucleotides long. RefSeq names its product probable serine/threonine-protein kinase WNK3. Gene Ontology annotation, molecular function: ATP binding; protein serine/threonine kinase activity. The transcript is spliced from 6 exons. Lineage: Eukaryota; Viridiplantae; Streptophyta; Magnoliopsida; Asterales; Asteraceae. Gene Ontology annotation, biological process: protein phosphorylation; intracellular signal transduction. Bases 1 to 876 code for a protein of 291 amino acids. Gene Ontology annotation, cellular component: cytoplasm. The record is from RefSeq and is a predicted model, not a curated record.